GUUUUUUAUUUUGGUUGGUGGAUGUCAAUUUGCUAAUUUGAGGUUAUGUAAAAUUUGUAAAAGUGUUAAAAUAAAUUUUAUUAGAAUUAUGUUAUCGAUCAAAUAAUAAGCUUCAAAAUUUAGACAUUAGAUAAUGUUUUGAAAAUUAUUUUUCUUCAACAAAUUUUUCCUUGAAAGGUGUGUAAAUUAAUUUCACAUUGCAAAAUGUUUCGGCAGUUCAUCCGUGCGCUAGAACCGGUGAAGAAAAGAUUGUCCCGUGCGGUGGCCGGUUCCAGCGGAGGCGAGGCGGGCGGCGGUACCGCGUUUGAUCGCAACCGCGCAACCAAGGAACAGCAGUUGUCCGACACGCUGAAGCGCUCCAUGCCCGGCAUCACGUACUUGAGCGUGCAGGAUAUCUCAGGGGGCUGCGGUGCCAUGUUUGAGGUCAGCGUUGAAGCUAAAGAAUUUGUAGGUCUGUCUACUGUGAAACAACAUCGUCUUGUUACUGAUACAUUGAAGAGUGAAAUUGCAGAGAUGCAUGGAAUCCGUAUCCACACCACUCCAACACCAAAGGAAGAAAAAUGAUGAUUUAAGUAGAAACAAAUUGUAAAUA
Molecule: messenger RNA, 592 nt
Organism: Ostrinia furnacalis (Asian corn borer)
Lineage: Eukaryota; Metazoa; Arthropoda; Insecta; Lepidoptera; Crambidae
Product: bolA-like protein 3
Exons: 3
Coding region: 205-564 (119 amino acids)
Cellular component (GO): mitochondrial matrix
Source: RefSeq, a predicted model, not a curated record